Messenger RNA from Fukomys damarensis (Damara mole-rat), 2271 nucleotides. RefSeq names its product lymphocyte antigen 9 (gene Ly9). Gene Ontology annotation, cellular component: external side of plasma membrane. The record is from RefSeq and is a predicted model, not a curated record. Lineage: Eukaryota; Metazoa; Chordata; Mammalia; Rodentia; Bathyergidae. Gene Ontology annotation, biological process: T cell activation.
AUGCCGAGCCCAGAGUCAUACCACCGGGCUCCAGGACUUUUCUCCGGUAAGCCACAAGAAAGCCAGCCGAAAACGUUCUCUUCCAUUCUGCGGAUUCCUGUCCUCUUCCUACUUGUGGAACUCGGCGCCUCGGGAAAGGACGCAGAUCCAACAGUGGUGUCAGGAAUCCUAGGGAGUUCUGUGACACUCUCCCUAAACGUCUCAAGAGAGACAGAUAUUGAGCACGUCUCCAGGACUGGCCACCAAAACGCUCUUGUUUUCGCACUCCCCAAAGAAUGUCCAGUCUUCAUGGACAAAAGCUACAAGGGCCAACUAGACAUCGAUGGCUGGAGCUUCUCCUUGCACCUCAGAAACCUUACCCAAAAAGAUGCAGGACCUUACAAAGCCCAAAUAAACCAACAUAAUUCUAGUGACACCAUUGAGAAGGAAUUCAUCUUGUAUGUCUAUGAGUGGCUACAGCAGCCUCAAAUCACCAUGGUAUCUCUGAACAUAUCUGAGUAUGCUUCCUAAAAUGUCACCUUGAUGUGCUCUGUGAAGGGUGCAGAGAAAGAUGUAACCUACAGCUGGACUCCAAGGGUUCCCUAUGCCUCUGAAUCCUGUGGGGGCUCCAUUCUCACCAUCUCCCAAAAGUCCUGUGACUCAUACCUGCCGUACACCUGCACCGCCCAGAAUCCCAUCAGCCACAACCUGUCCAUACCUGGAAGUUCUGUUAUAAAUCCAGGAGACUCCAGAGGAAAAGCAAUGGAGGACACAGUGGUGGGGACCCUAGGAGAGCCGAUCACCUUGCUUCUGAUCAAUCAGGACACAAAGAAAGUUGUCCGGGUGUUUAACACAUCUGUUAUCAGCAAAGAAAAAGAAGCAGCCACAGCGGAUCUGCCCGCUAAGCCCCAGGGUCAUAAUGAGAGCAGAGUGUCGAUCUCCAGCCAGGACUACUCCCUGAAGAUCAGCCGGCUGAAGAUGGAAGAUGCUGGCCCCUACCGUGCUUAUGUGUGCUCAGAGGCCUCUGAAGUCCCCAGCAUGAAACAUGUCACACUGCUCAUCUACCGGAAGCUGAAGAAGCCGAAAAUCACCUGGAGCCCCCUGUCCCCCAAGGACGGCAUCUGCAGGGCCAACCUGACCUGCUCAGUGGAGGAUGGUGGAGAUACUGUGACGUACACAUGGACCUUCCAGAAGGGAGUUGCUGUGUCUCCAGAGGGAUCAUACCACAUCGUUUCCUGGAGAAGUCAUGCAAAUCUUACCUGCACAGCCAGAAACUCUGUCAGCAACAGCUCUUCCCAGUUUCCCAUCAGGAACACCUGUCCAGGCCCUGAAGUAAAUGUGAAUAUUUGGAUAUGGCCUUUCCUGGUUUCCUUCCUGUUCCUUGGGAUCAUCACUGACUGGUACUUUUGGAAGCACAAAAGACAGGGUGAGUUUCUUAGACCAAUGACAUUGUCCAACACCAAGCCCUUUCCCUGGGAAUCUUGGAGGCUCCUUUAUCCUCACAGAAUUCCUUGCCACCCUUCCUCUCCAAGACCCGGUUCAGCUGUAGUCUGCUGUUCCAGCCAAGAUGAGGCCCCAGAUGACACCCAGGGUAAUUUCACCAUUGUCACAGGAAGUAGUUCAGAUAGAACCUCCUACUCAAAAUAUAAUCUCCAAAUCUGGCUACUCAAACUAAGUGAGAGAGGCAGGACUGGCACUUUCGUUAACCCUGCACAAUGUGUUCCAGAACCCGCACCACCUCACGCAAUAUACACUAUGCUCUCCCAAGGAAAUGAAAAGCUGGGCGCUCCCCUUCACACUGUCAGACAUGAGUCUGCAUCCACCUCAGACACCAGUUCUGACAGCAGCAUCACAACUGAGGAGGAUGAGGACAGGACCAAGGUACACCUGGCUGUCGGUGGAAGAGACAAGAUUACUCGGAAGCAUCCUGGAUAUGACUUAGCCUCGGAGGGGCAAAGGAGCUAUGAAGCCUCCACUCCAGAUUACACAGCAGUUAAGUCUGUUGAUAAACAGGAUGUGGAACAUGUGCAAGUAUUCACUGUUAUGCAGAGAAAGACCUCAGUCCCUCAGGAGGAGAGCUCAGCCACAAUCUACUGCUCUGUUCAGAAACCUCAGAAGGAGGUGCCACCACCACAGCAUGCUCUGGAGUCCUCUGAAACCUUGACCUACCAAAAUUUCACCUGAAAAAAAAAAAAAAAAACUUCUACGUCUCUGAUUGGAAAAGUAGCUGGACCUUGUAAAUCCUGGUGCUCCUACAGACAAGUAAAGCAGCAUUUCCCACAGUGACUCAAA